Molecule: messenger RNA, 1740 nt
Organism: Lachancea lanzarotensis
Lineage: Eukaryota; Fungi; Ascomycota; Saccharomycetes; Saccharomycetales; Saccharomycetaceae
Product: LALA0S02e06876g1_1
Exons: 1
Coding region: 1-1740 (579 amino acids)
Cellular component (GO): membrane
Source: RefSeq, a predicted model, not a curated record
AUGCUGUUCUGGCUGGUCAUAGUUGCUGCUACUGGAAUCACAGCAGUAUGUUCUUUUCUGUUUGUUAAUCGGUACCUCUCGUUCAAACGGCACAAAAAUACGAUCCCAUUCACACUGGCGAUCUUACUUUUGAAUAUGUGGAUUCUUCUGUCGAUUACCUAUCUUCUACCGCUGGAUGUGUUUUACGCGGCAAGAGCGUCUUCAUCAGAGCAUCCUGAAGGUACUAAUGGACCGCAAUUGCGUCGCUCGAAUCCAUGGAUUUCCAGAGAUCUACAAUCUUCAGAUCAAAUGCCAGACGUUUCUCUGUUGUGGUAUAUAAUCUAUUGGUCCGAAUUUGCGAUUUGCUGGUUUGUUUUGCCCGUUUUGAUCUCUUAUUUGGAUUUGAAAUAUCUUUUCCCCACACAUGGAGACACCUCACAACAGAGACCGGUUUUGAACCGGGUCAAGAAGGCGAUUUUCACCAAUUUCAAGUUUUAUGCCCUUUGUGCAUUAGGUUUGAUUGGUGGUAUCAUUUAUUUGGAAUUUGGUGCAAAGCGGGGUAUGGCAGAUUUGAAACCCUUGAUAAUUUCACUUUCUCAUCUUUAUUCCUUGUCAUACACUCUGAUUCUGCUCUCUAUGGGCCUUAUACUCUUGCCGAAAGACAUCCUUUUAGAAAACGAUAACGAAAAUAAGUUGUUUGUGGAGCUGAGCAAGAGCAAUGAUGAGUCCAACGAUGCUCGAUUAGCUCUGACCGAAUAUGCCACGAAGAUCCUUUCAAUGGCCGAGGUCAGAAAUGGCGAUGUUGUUCUUAAUCAGGCUUUGAACGAGUGUAAGCUGGAGGUACAGUCUUUGGUAAAUGAGAAACAAAUUCAAUUGCCCGUGACAAGCCGCAGGGAUCAGUCGGCUUCGACUCUGAACAAGCUAAACGAACGCUUCAAUGCUUUCAAGACCGAGUACUACAAUUAUCUUUAUUAUCAGACCAAGUCAGAUCGUAUCAUUCACAGUCUAGCACAAUCUCAGGUGGAGCCCGUUUCGUGGACUCGAAAAGUAGGGAAAUGGGUCUUGGGGCUGCUGUGCUUAGCUAUUUCGAGUCUAGUGGUUUUUCUUGAGUUAACUCCUUCUCGUUUUGCGCACGAUAAGCUUUUCGAAGGCGGACGGUGGUUUAACUUCAUGCUCGAAAUAUCGAUUCUCAUGUACAAUACCCUGGCUUCCCUGUAUGCGAUGAGCUGUUUCAAAUUUGCUAAUUUGCAUCUGAUACCCAAUGGACAGAGUAGUCCUCAAAACGCGCUCUAUUUUUCGCUUUAUUCCAGUCGGCUCUUGCUCCCACUGUGCUUCAACUUUAUCACUCUUAUUUCUCAUGCAAGCGGAGUCCAGGAAUGUGGUUUUGAGAAAGUUCUGUAUCGCGACUUGAAGCUGAUUCCACUAGUUGAUAUUCUCAACAGAUAUUUGCCAGUGAUCUUCAUCAUCGCUGUACCUUUGGGUUAUUUUUUCGAUCUCAAAAACAGAGUUCUCAUCAAAGUUCUCGGCAAAGAAUACUGCUACGAGCUUUUCGGCAUACUUGCAGACCCCUCAAAUCCGGAUGGUGGGAGUGGUGGUGUUGAUACCUCGCAGCCAGUAGUGCCUGCUGCUAUUAACCGUUCUCGUUUGGACGAAGACUACGAAUAUUCGCUUCAGGACGGCAGAUUUUUAUUUCAAAGAGCCACAAAUAAUCAUCGGAUGAUCGAAAGCAAUACUUCCUCCGAGCCAAUGGGUUACGUGUGA